AUGACACAUUUUACACCUUAUUACAAAGACAUAGAGUCCACACACGAAGAGCGAGCGCGCCUUCUCCACGUAGACCUGGAACUGCUGGUAGGCGAGCCGCGCCAUCUAUACGCCUUCAUGCAACACGUCAAGUCUACGAGCCAACUGCAGCUCCUACAGUUUUAUAAGGACAUCAACAUAGGGUCCACACACGAGGAGCGAGCGCGCCUUCUCCACGUAGACCUGGAACUGCUGGUGGGCGAGCCGCGCCAUCUAUACGCCUUCAUGCAACACGUCAAGUCUACGAGCCAACUGCAGCUCCUACAGUUUUAUAAGGACAUCAGGUCCACACACGAAGACAGAGCACGACUUCUCCACGUAGACCUGGAACUGCUGGUGGGCGAGCCGCGCCAUCUAUACGCCUUCAUGCAACACGUCAAGUCUACGAGCCAACUGCAGCUCCUACAGUUUUAUAAGGACAUCAACAUAGGGUCCACGCACGAGGAGCGAGCGCGCCUUCUCCACGUAGACCUGGAACUGCUGGUGGGCGAGCCGCGCCAUCUAUACGCCUUCAUGCAACACGUCAAGUCUACGAGCCAACUGCAGCUCCUACAGUUUUAUAAGGACAUCAACAUAGGGUCCACGCACGAGGAGCGAGCGCGCCUUCUCCACGUAGACCUGGAACUGCUGGUGGGCGAGCCGCGCCAUCUAUACGCCUUCAUGCAACACGUCAAGUCUACGAGCCAACUGCAGCUCCUACAGUUUUAUAAGGACAUCAACAUAGGGUCCACGCACGAAGAGCGAGCGCGCCUUCUCCACGUAGACCUGGAACUGCUGGUGGGCGAGCCGCGCCAUCUAUACGCCUUCAUGCAACACGUCAAGUCUACGAGCCAACUGCAGCUCCUACAGUUUUAUAAGGACAUCAACAUAGGGUCCACGCACGAGGAGCGAGCGCGCCUUCUCCACGUAGACCUGGAACUGCUGGUGGGCGAGCCGCGCCAUCUAUACGCCUUCAUGCAACAUGUCAAGUCUACGAGCCAACUGCAGCUCCUACAGUUUUAUAAGGACAUCAACAUAGGGUCCACGCACGAGGAGCGAGCGCGCCUUCUCCACGUAGACCUGGAACUGCUGGUGGGCGAGCCGCGCCAUCUAUACGCCUUCAUGCAACACGUCAAGUCUACGAGCCAACUGCAGCUCCUACAGUUUUAUAAGGACAUCAAACUGUUUCAGACCAAGCUUCUAGAUCCAAACCUAAAGCCGAAUGAAGAGGAACAAGCUACAUUAUUCCGCGAAGCGACUGAGCUGCUGGCUCGUCGUGGUAACACGAGCGUUAUACAUAAUGGAGACCUGAAGAGAUUGCAAACGUGCCCCGAGAUCUUCACGGCGGCGAAUGAGGUGCAAGCGGUGCUUGAAAAUGUGUUGCUGCCCCGUUUCUUACACAGUGACGAGUAUUAUAAAAUAUUGAUUGGAUCAAGAAUACCUACAGGCUACCAAAAACAAAACAAGAGGGCACCACCAGUCCGCGCUAGGGGCGCUCCACGCGCGCCCACCACAGGCCUGGUGCUAGAGCACUGCGGCAACGAAGACGGCGACGACGGAGCCCUGCUGGCGUGCCUGGAGCACCUCGCCGACGAGCUGGACGACCUGGUCACGUACAAAGUUGUACUAACCAGCGUCGACAUCAGAAUGCAAGCGCCUCCCCGCACCGGCACCGUCCGCGUGUUCACGCUGUGCGUGUACUGCGUGGAGCGCGGCGCCGAGCCCCGCGCCUGGAGCGUGGAGCGCAGCGAGCACGACUUCCACCUGCUGCGGAGCAAGCUGCACGAGUUCCACGGCGAGCGCCUGCUGCAGGACCUGCCGCUGCCGUCCCGGAGAGAUAACAGCCCAUUGGAAACGCUUCGCUACAAAUACGAGGACUUCCUCCAGCGCGCCUUAGAAGCGCCUUUACUCCAGAGCUCCGCACUGCUUCGGCUGUUCCUCUCUUGCACCGAUUUCGCCCUCGCGGCGGCCGCAGCCGCUUUAAAUGGACCAGAUAUAGGGAAUAUGGUCACGGCGGUUACACAUAGGCUGAGGAAGGAGAAGGGACAGCAUUUGGAAUCGUUUUUGAGGAAUUUUCUAUUGUCUGCUGAUUUGGAGCGAUAUCAAGCGCUGAAGCAAGGUUCGGGCGUAGAAGAGGCUCUCGAAGUGAGCGAAGACGUGAGCAAACGGCCGCGUCGCCGCGACAUCAGAGAAUCUGUAUUUGGCAACAAUUUUGAUGUCGAACCCAGUGGGGAAAUCAUCGAUGGCAGCUAUCAAGAUAAAGUGAAGGGGUUCACGCAGUGUCUUAUGUAUUUAUUAAUAAAAGUGAUCCACGCGCGCGGCUGGCUCGUGCACGUGGUCGGCGGAGCGGUCGCGGCCGCGCGGCGCGGUGUAGACGACGCUUUAGAGCACUGGCUCAACAACACGCUCGCCACGAGUCUGUGUGAACGGCGGCUCGCGCAUCUUAUCAGACUAGGCCAUGGUGAGUGA
Cydia amplana is the source of this 2487-nucleotide messenger RNA. RefSeq names its product sorting nexin-14-like. NCBI's taxonomy places the organism in Eukaryota, Metazoa, Arthropoda, Insecta, Lepidoptera, Tortricidae. The coding region runs from base 1 to 2487 and encodes 828 amino acids. The record is from RefSeq and is a predicted model, not a curated record. The transcript is spliced from 16 exons. Gene Ontology annotation, biological process: autophagosome maturation. Gene Ontology annotation, cellular component: late endosome. Gene Ontology annotation, molecular function: phosphatidylinositol binding.